Branchiostoma floridae (Florida lancelet) is the source of this 1082-nucleotide messenger RNA. RefSeq names its product flavin reductase (NADPH)-like. The record is from RefSeq and is a predicted model, not a curated record. Lineage: Eukaryota; Metazoa; Chordata; Leptocardii; Amphioxiformes; Branchiostomatidae. Bases 82 to 750 code for a protein of 222 amino acids. The transcript is spliced from 8 exons.
CCCGUGAAAGUUUGUUUUUGAAAGUGACUGCUGCACUUCAGAGCUGUUGGACAGGAUUCCUUAUCCUUUCUAAGUCCGACCAUGAGACUGGCAGUGUUUGGGGCCACUGGUCCUACAGGUUUGGAGGUCGUACAACAGGCACUCGCCCAAGGUCAUGAUGUCACUGCCCUAGUGAGAGACCCUGACAAGAUGGCAGCGCUGGUGCCAAAUAAGGACCUCAAGAUUGAGAAGAUGGACUUUUCCUCUGCUGAUACUGUAGAGCCACAUCUGCAGGACAAAGAUGUCGUCCUCUCCUGUCUGGGAAUUAGGAGCUGGCCUUGGUCGACAGUCACACUUUACACAGACUCCAUGAAGGUCAUUGUCGCUGCCAUGAGGAAGAACAACGUCAAGCGCCUGGUCUGCAUGACAUCCUGGUUCACCACUGAUGACCCGUCAAACCCGCCGUUUUUCCUCAUGCGCUGGAUCAUCAAACCCCUGUUCCUGGGGCGAGUCCUGGCAAACAUGGCCCAGAUGGAGAAGUACCUUCAGGAGUGUGGAGAUAUCAACUUUACUGUUGUCAGGCCGCCACAUUUAACUAUGGGACCUGUCACUGACAUGCAGUUCUGUACAGAGGAAGGUCCACAGGUGCUGAACACAGACGGGAUGAGAGGGAUGUGCCGUGCAGAUGUGGCCAGGUUCAUGCUGUCCACUAUGUCAUCUGAGGAGUGGCUGAGGAAAUGUGUAGCUGUCAUUGCUGUUCCCAAGAAGUAGUGUAAUAAAAGGUACAGUAGAGUGCCUAAUGCUUUCUGUGGAUUUUAGUUGGAUGGUUGGUAUAAAUGAGCAAAAACACGACGUCAUUGGGUGAUGAGAACUCAAUGAAAAUCCGAGCACUGCCCAAGCUGCUGGAAAAGGCAUUAUUUCAAAUUUGUGAAAUGCCCACGAACAUGACUGGUGAUUCCCGAACGUUGGAGAUAUCAUGACUUGAUCGAAUCAUUUUUGAUUUGCAAAUGUGGGAAUCCUUCAGAAAUCACCAAACAUUACUGACUGGAAAUGGUUAGUGGCUCGAUCCUGUGUUGAGUUAUUGUGAGGUACGAUAAUAAAUG